Molecule: messenger RNA, 1302 nt
Organism: Symbiodinium sp. CCMP2592
Lineage: Eukaryota; Dinophyceae; Suessiales; Symbiodiniaceae
Source: the annotation of a GenBank genome assembly
AUGAAACGUACACGUGGAACGCUUGGAAGAGUCCUGAAGUCUCUAGCCGCAAAGUGGUUUGGCAAGGUUCUUCCCGUGCGUGUUGCCGGGUUUGCUGAGCAAUUUGGCAAAGGCGGCUCGACCUGGGGUCCGAUGUCACGUUGGGCUCCAGAGAGUGCAUGUGUCGCCAGCGUGCUAUCUCCUGAUUUCUCUGAUGCUGCUGCGGUGAAGCGCUUCGAUGCAGUGAGACGGCAUGUGCAAUGCAUUUUUGCAGCAAGAGCGAAGUUGUGGGGCAAUGACUGGUGUCCGCAAGCUUGUGGUGCAGACUCAGAGGAGGCAAUUCUGGCAGUUAAUGUGGCACUGUGUCUUCCGCGGCUGCUGCGCUUCUGCUUGAUGGUCAAGCAAGGGGCAGCUCUGGAUGGCUUUGUGUUUGAGAUUCGUGGAAGAAAUUACUGCGAUGAGCUUGCGAGCUUCGCGACGACUGUUCGGAAAGUUCUGACGGGUCUUAGUGCUGGCGACCCUUCCGGCACAGACUGCUUCAAGGGGAGAGUGGAUGGCCGUGGCUGGUAUUUUCAAUUUGCUCGAGAGCCAAUCUUCGUUACCACUUUUGCGCCUUGUUAUGACAGUGCGCAUCCGAGAUACCAAUUCAACCAACACACAGACUCCUGCUUCAUUCUCCUGCAGCCAGAGGAAUCAUUCCUCCGGCAUGAUCUCCCCCCAGACAAGCCGCGAAGUGCGACGAACUGGGAAACACCAGCCGACGUUCGUGAUCGCAUUCGGGCCAACUUUCGGCGCCAUGGACGAGAGUACCGCAUUCCUGAGACGACCUCAUAUCCCCCUGCAGAUUUCAUCGUUGCACCCAUGGAUGCGCUUCGUGACUCUCCUGUGCGGUUCUGGGAACAAGGUGAGACGAGCUCAGAUAGUUUUCUCGCUUUCUCGCAGCCGGCCUUAAUUUCAGGAAUGUUGUUGGAUCAAGUCAGACCAGCCUCAUGCAUAGAAACAUCGGGGCAAGCAGCACUGGCAACCACAACAGCAAGCCGUGGCAAAAUGAGGAGUGAGAGCAGACAAGGAGUCGCAUCAUCAUCGUCGUCAUCAUCAUCACCAAUCACCAUCAUCAACGACAUCAUCAUCAUCAUCAUCAUCUUCAUCCGCAUCAUUAUCAGCAUCCAAAUCGCUAUCCUCGUAAUCAUCCUGAUCAUCAUCCUCAUCAUCCCCAUCAUCCCCAUCAUCAUCGUCAUCAUCGUCCUCAUCAUCAUCAUCAGCUGCACAAUCAACAUCAUGGUUUCCUCGUUAUCCUCAUCGUCAUCGCCACGGCAUCAAUAG